Molecule: messenger RNA, 1287 nt
Organism: Pelobates fuscus (common spadefoot toad)
Lineage: Eukaryota; Metazoa; Chordata; Amphibia; Anura; Pelobatidae
Product: pyroglutamylated RF-amide peptide receptor-like
Exons: 6
Coding region: 1-1287 (428 amino acids)
Biological process (GO): G protein-coupled receptor signaling pathway; cellular response to hormone stimulus
Cellular component (GO): plasma membrane
Molecular function (GO): peptide binding; neuropeptide Y receptor activity
Source: RefSeq, a predicted model, not a curated record
AUGGACAGAAGACUCAACAUUACCCCAGAAGCCUUCAACCAGCUGUUGAAUGAACACAACAUGAGCAGACUGGAGUUCAUCUCAGCUUAUGGUCUGAAACCUUUGGUCUACAUCCCAGAGCUGCCCCUCAAUGCCAAGGUCAUCUUCUUGGUGCUGUAUGUCAUCAUCUUUAUCUUGGCUCUGUUUGGAAACAGCCUCGUGGUUUAUAUCAUUAUAAGGAAAAAGGCAAUGAGGACCGUUACCAAUGUCUUCAUCUGUUCUCUGGCUUGCAGUGACUUGCUCGUAACUUUCUUCUGCAUACCUUUCACUCUGCUGCAGAAUGUCUCCUCUGAGUGGCUGGGAGGACCCUUUGUUUGCAAAAUGGUGCCAUUUAUUCAGACCACUGCUGUGGUGGCCAGUACACUGACUAUGACCUGCAUAGCACUGGAGAGAUAUCAAGGAAUUGUGCACCCACUAAAAAUGAAGAGGCAAUAUACCAACAGGAGAGCCUACAUGAUGCUUGGUUGUGUUUGGACCAUUGCUGUGGUGGUCGGAUCACCAAUGCUACAUGUGCAAACACUGGAGGUGAAAUAUGACUUACUGUACAACUUGGACCAUGUCUGCUGCCUGGAAACCUGGAGUGAUACUGGUCUACAAAGGGCUUAUGCAAUCUUCAUUCUAGUGGCCCUAUUCCUAGUUCCUCUUACAGCCAUGCUGCUACUAUACUUUCGCAUUGGAUAUGAACUGUGGAUCAAGAAACGCGUUGGUGAUUGUUCUGUGCUGAGCACAUUGAGUCGUAAUGAAAUGGCGAAGAUAACCAGAAAGAAGAAGCGCGCUGUGAUGAUGAUGGUUAUUGUCGUCCUAUUCUUCACUGCAUGCUGGGCUCCGUUUCAUGUGGUCCACAUUCUUUUUGAAUACAAUGACCUGGAGGAGGAGUAUGAUGAUGUGACGGUAAAAAUGAUUGUGGCUACUGUGCAAGCAGUGGGAUUUUUUAACUCCUUCAACAAUCCCGUGGUUUACACCUUCAUGAAUGAAAAUUUUAAGAAGAGUUUGGUGGCUGUGCUCUUUUGUCGCUUACGAGCACAAGAUCCAGUGGACAAGAGAGACAGUCAACACUCAGAUAAACCUAAAGCUGGAGCUUCUGCUUUCCCCAGUAGGAAAGAUGGACGCAGUGCCCAUAGCCAUCUCAGUGCUGAGAACUUGGAACUGCGGUUGUGUGAGCAGUUUCCAGCUGCCAAACUAGAAUCUAUUACUUACCCUCUUGUGAACUCUCACAACGACCUUCUUCCAAAUGGUCAAUCAGCAUGA